GAUGUACAGGCAUCUGUGGUGUGGCGGUCAGGCGAUUUACUGUUGCACACAGGAGACCCAGUUCAUCAAAGAUGCAAUUCCUCGCUGUUCUCUUGUUUGUAUUGCCUUGUGCUCUAGCCAAGAACAUUUGCUGUGUACCCGACAAAAUGAGUGGAUUUGCCUACAACUCUUACAAUGGAAUUUCCAGCAUAUAUAAAAUUGACUUCACAGCCAAAAAACAUCUCGCCGUAUCUCUAGCUUCUUUCUUCAACCCAAACGCCUUCACAUUGGUGGACUUUGGUAACGGCACGAUGUACUAUUACGACGGACAAACAUGCACAAAACAGUCCCUAGCUUAUCCCGAAAUAUACCAGCAAUGUAUUCCUGAGAAUGCUACCCUCGUGUCCGAAGCCAACCUAGGACCUGCUGUCGGUGGAUUCCCCUACAAGGCUUACAGAUUUUCCGUUGGCCCAAACACCAUCGAGAUGGCCGUGUCCUCAAACUGCCUGCCUCUUAUAACCAGACUGUCAGGACCUGCUUUACUUCAUACGCGCACCAGCAUCUACAUCAACAUCACAACACCAGCUACUAUCGACUUCCCUAGCUACGACCUUUCCAAGUGCAAGCAUGACUCUGUCAUUGUCGGUUAAUCCCGUGUAAUGUCUAGAAACGAUUAACUUUGACCUGAUAUGGUGAAUAAAAUGUAGAUGCCAUUAUUACAAGACAAAUAACAAAUGCGUGAAUAAAAUAGAAGCAGAUUAACAACUAUA
This is a messenger RNA of Aplysia californica (California sea hare), 749 nucleotides long. RefSeq lists its product as uncharacterized. Gene Ontology annotation, cellular component: lysosome; extracellular region. Gene Ontology annotation, biological process: cell-matrix adhesion. The record is from RefSeq and is a predicted model, not a curated record. Gene Ontology annotation, molecular function: calcium ion binding. NCBI's taxonomy places the organism in Eukaryota, Metazoa, Mollusca, Gastropoda, Aplysiida, Aplysiidae.